GUGGCUUCAGCUCGAGAGAAAGUAAUUUACCCAUGUUUCAACCUAUUCAAAUAUUCUUCAACGGAACGUCCGCAAUUUAGUGUAGGAAAUCGAUUUUUUUUUUUGAAGAGCCAUCUCCUUGUGUCACACGUAGCUCGUAACUUUAUUUACGUCAUUCUUUUAGUAAAACCUGCUGUUCUGUUACCAGUUGAAUAAGGCUUCAGCGCGUUGAGUUUUCAAACAAACCUGUGACUUAGCGACGUCAUUGUUGUGGGUGGUAGAAAUUUUCUAAUGAUGUAAAUGAUAUACGAACAGCAGUGUAUUUCAAAAGCUUUAGCUUUGGAUUUUGUUAAAUCACAAUUUCGUUAACAUUGUAACUCUCGUUUGUUGGAUAUCUUAUUAAUAAGCUUAUAAUAAAUCUCGCUCUGAUAAUUGGCGCGAAUGGAAAAGAAAUGUUCUUUGCAUACCACGGUAAUACGACAGAUCUUUUGCAGGAUCAAUAUUCUGCUUAAAAAUUAUUAAACACAACUUUAAUUGUCAAAAAAAAAGUCGUUUUCCUGACAUUUAAAGUGGCACAUUGGAUGGUAGCUCUGAUCCCUUCUUUGUUCCAGAAGAAAAGGCUUAUAUUAAAGGUUAAAUUUUUAUUCUGUUGUUGUUCCAACGUAGAAUAUUUGGUACAGGUAAGUACAAGUACCUGUGGUUCUGUCGAGCAUGGGAUGUAGGCUUACCAAAGCCGUUUCUUCCAAAAAGAAGAAUAAAGGAAACGGUCUUCUUCAGCGGCAUAGUUGUACAGUGUCCUGUGAAGUGACAGAUCCUCCAGAGCGGCCGACCCUCACCAGAAACCAAAGAGCUAUUUUGACCAAUACUUCGAAACUUCUAGUGGAGAACAUUUCCCGUGUAGGAGUCAUCACGUUCAUGAAUUUGUUUGAAACCCAUCCAGAUGUCCAGGAAGUCUUUAUGCCUUUCAAGGGACUAUCUGGAAACGAUCUUCGCUACAGUAGAGAGCUGAGAGCACAUGCUUUCCGGGUGAUGGGGGUUGUCCAGAAAGUAAUAACACGUUUGAAUGAAGAAGAAAAGCUGGAUCAGCUUUUGACAGAUCUAGGCAAGAAACACGCACGUUACGGCGCUAAGCCACAAUAUAUUGAUCUGAUAGGCCCCCAGUUUGUGCAUGCCAUCAAACCAUCGCUGGAAGACCAUUGGACGACAGAAAUGGAAGAAGCCUGGUGUCAGCUAUUUCGUUAUAUAGCGUGGGUCAUGAAAGCUGCCAUGGUUGAGCAUCAGUCAGAAUGUGAAGUGUCUUCGGUUCAGAGUUUUCACUCAAAAAUUGACUGAUAAUUUAUAAUUAUCAGAUUGGAUAAGUGAUUCUAAUAAAACAUUUCAAAACGCCCCACUAACUGUUACAAAAUGUUCGCCGACAUAUCACUUUAAUCGGGGAACAUCGUAGAACACUAUUAUUUACUCAGAAACUGAUUUCGUUAGUUAUUUAUAAUUUACUAAAUGAGCCUGAUUUACAGAGAUAAAUAAUGCGAACUUGAUUCCGUUUAAGUGGUGUUCAUGAUAUGGAUUUUCGCGUAAUAGUUUAUUUUUUCUACGAACUUACCCACACCAGUUGCGUGUGUAAAAUUUCAACUUUCAAAGUUUUCGCCAUCACUAAAUGUGUAGUUUUUAACGCGUUUUGUCAAAAUGUAAUUCAACAGGUUUCUAUAUUUUUGGUAGUUCGCUAUCUAAAAGAAAUUUUCGAAAUACUGAUUGGUUGUUAAAACUUCAGUCCAUUCUUACAACUUAUGUGUGUGUGUGUGUGAUAGAUGGACAUUUCAAAGUUUCUACUGCAGGAUAAGUUUACUUCAUACUGUAGGUACUUUCUGAUUACAUACACAAAUCAAAUGUUGUUUUUUUUCGUCAGAUGUGUAACUUCAGGAAAAUGUUAA
Messenger RNA from Limulus polyphemus (Atlantic horseshoe crab), 1907 nucleotides. Its product is annotated as cytoglobin-2-like. Bases 691 to 1311 code for a protein of 206 amino acids. The record is from RefSeq and is a predicted model, not a curated record. Gene Ontology annotation, molecular function: heme binding; oxygen binding. Lineage: Eukaryota; Metazoa; Arthropoda; Merostomata; Xiphosura; Limulidae. The transcript is spliced from 4 exons.